Messenger RNA from Acanthisitta chloris (rifleman), 941 nucleotides. RefSeq names its product protein fantom-like. Gene Ontology annotation, biological process: non-motile cilium assembly; retinal rod cell development. Gene Ontology annotation, molecular function: thromboxane A2 receptor binding. The annotation marks the transcript as partial. The record is from RefSeq and is a predicted model, not a curated record. Gene Ontology annotation, cellular component: photoreceptor connecting cilium. The transcript is spliced from 6 exons. NCBI's taxonomy places the organism in Eukaryota, Metazoa, Chordata, Aves, Passeriformes, Acanthisittidae.
AAUCAUCAGCUACACAGAAUGUCAAAGCUCGACAAGCCUUAUGGAGGAUCAGUCGAGAGGAACUGGAAGACAGAUUCCUUCGUAUCCGUGAUGACUAUGUCCUGCUCAAGCAGCAUGCAAAUAAGCAAGAGGAGAAAAUUAAGAGAAUGACCACCAAGUUAAUACGGCUUGUUAAUGAUAAAAAGAAGGCUGAAAAGGCUGAUGGAGGGCCCAGGCGGUUGGGUCAGGCUGUGGAGCUGGAAGAAAUGAUCGAGCACUUGCAGGAGAGAGUUCAUGAACUUGAGAAACAGAACGAGAGCCUCCGCAACAAACUCAUUUCAACUAAACAGCAGCUCCAGAUCCAAGGCCACAGGCCUUGUCCGUACAGCUAUGUUCAGCCUCGUGUCAACACUGGCCUGAGGAAAGCGAGCGAGGCUGCUGCCGUGCUGGAGCACACAAAGAAAGGAAUGAGAUUUCAGAACUUAGAAGUGAGAUCAUCUGACCUUGUGCUCCCAAAAUAUGGGCAGGAUCUGGUCGAGGAUUCAAGGGCUGAAAUAAGAAAUUUGGAGGCUGUGAUUGAGUCCCAAAGGAAACACAUUGAGGAGCUAGAACAUGCCAGAGAGACUCUUGUGAGUCAACUAGGAAGGAAAGAAAAGGAGAUUGAAGAAUCCAUCCUACAGCUGAGAGAGCAGGACACAGCAAACCAAAGGCUAAACAUUCAGGACAACGUGGAAAUGAUCAAGGUCCGUAAGCAGCUGGCUGAGAAAAGCAAUGCCCUUUCAGCUUUGGAAGGAAAAUUUCUCCAGCUUCAAGAGAACCUAAAGAAUCUGAAGACCAACCAUGACGCUUUAUUAGUGAAAGGUGAUGAACUGCAUGGACAGCUUAAAGAGGAACAGCUUAAGUGCCUCCGUCUUCAAAAAGAACUGCAAUCAGUAACUAUUUCAAACAGAAGGACAGAAGAG